Lytechinus pictus (painted urchin) is the source of this 5978-nucleotide messenger RNA. Its product is annotated as adenosine 5'-monophosphoramidase HINT3-like. NCBI's taxonomy places the organism in Eukaryota, Metazoa, Echinodermata, Echinoidea, Temnopleuroida, Toxopneustidae. The transcript is spliced from 6 exons. The coding region runs from base 478 to 1026 and encodes 182 amino acids. The record is from RefSeq and is a predicted model, not a curated record. Gene Ontology annotation, molecular function: catalytic activity.
AGAUUCUCGACAAGAAAUGUGGCGCUUCCAAAAAAGUAAUUGAGAAUGGCUGGUGUAAAGGAAAUAAUAUUUUCAUUUAUAAUUCGUCUUCUUAUUUUCACCGCCAUAACCGACGGCCAACCACGGAAAUAAUUUUACGUUAGGCCGUAAAUCUCUCUUCUCAAAUCACAAUAAAGUAUCGAUAAUGAUCUGUAAUUUCAUUUAGAUCUGAAAGGAUAGUCAGGACAUGCUGAUUUGUUGUCUUGAAAGUGAGAUUGAUAUCACCAAGCAUUUUCCAAAUUGCCAGGACGGAUUUGUUGGCACCUGCGACCGUGAACAGCGCCAGCGGUGUUCGAUGCUCAUUGUCGCCCAAACUCUGGGCGAGGUCAUCAUCGGCUGUCUGUCCGUGUCUUACACUGGUCUGGGGUCUAGCCUACGCGAUCAUACAUAUUACUACUUUACUAGGAUAUUCUGAGCUGAAUCAAGUCUCGAGAAACAAUGUCGAUGUCAAUGAAUGAAGUGGAAAGCAGAUUGAGAAAUGACUUUUUGUCAACCAUCGAGGAUCCACAUUUUAAAGAUGGGUGUAUCUUCUGCAAGAUUGCACAGGGAAAGGAGCCAAAAACAAAAAUUUUGUUUCAGAAUGAAGCUGCUUGCGUGUUCCAUGACAUCAGACCGUCAACCAAGGAGCACCUUCUCAUCAUCCCAAAGUCACACCAUGGCAACGUCAAAUCACUUGAAAAAUGCAAGAUACCUCUUGUUCAAUAUCUAUAUCAAGUUGGAGAGGUGGUCUUGGAGUCUCGAGGAGGAAAUAUAGCCGACGCAAGAGUGGGAUUUCACUGGCCUCCUUUCAACACAAUAGAUCAUCUCCACCUUCAUGUGGUCUACCCAGCCAAUGAAAUGAGCUUUCUUGGAAAAGUCAUAAAUAGACCAAACUCUUUCUGGUUUGUAACAUAUGAAUGGGCCCUCAACUAUUUAGAGAAGAAAAAAGACAGUCCUGAUGAGAGCCAGACUGAAAUACCGGUACCUGAAACACAAGGUAAACUCUGAUGACUUUGGAGAUUCAGUGUAAGAGUAGAAAGCAGAAUUGCUAGCGCUUCUACGAAGGCAACUCCAGUGCAAUUUCCACAGCAAGGGCUAUCGGCAUCAAAGAAUGAAAAGUCUCACUGCCAGCACUUUCUCCACCAUGUGCUUGUAUUUUACUCUAUGUUAUUAUUAAUAUUUUAUUUUGGAACAUUCAGAAAUCGAGAACAAUUAAGAUGGCAUGUACAGUGCAAUAAAAAUGAGAGUACAAUGAAUAUUAUACAGAUAUUGCCUACCUAGAGUUUGAAUAUAACAUUUCCUCUCCCCGCUGGAGUUAUAUUUUUCCCGAAGCGCGCAGCGACGAGGAAAAAUAUUCUUCCGAGCGAACAAUAUAGCUUCAGAGGGGAGUUGAAAUGUUAUUUAUUAAAAAAAGAUAGACCAGGCAAUAUCUGUUAUAUUAUAUAGUCUAUGUAGAAUCGCCAUCAGAGAUUGCAUUCAUCAUCUGGCUCUCUGAUUACCCAAAAUUCUUGCUGCAACUCUGAUCCAUUUACGUCAUAUUAGACAAAUUUUUGAAAAUACAUAAAGCGCAUUCUUCAUGCAAUCGACAUGUUAACACUAGCGCGUACAUCUAAUAAACUACCUGAUUACACAACUAAGCAGGGAGUGACGUCCCCUUAGUGAAUAUAACGCCGCAAUUGACAAUACAACGCAGUUAUAUUCACUGAGGUGACGUCAAAACCUAGAAUAUAACAAAUGCGAUCCUCGCAGCUAUGGUCACGUGAUGGCAUAUUGACCUAUCACUGAUUCGAAUCUACAUAACCUAUGUAAUAUAAAUUUUUUGUACACCUUAGUUUGUGUACCCAACAGCAGGUAGGCAGGGUAUUAACAUGGACCUAAUGGUAUUAAGGAAUACCGUGCAUGUAGGUCAAUUUAAUGGCCAUAACCCACAGGCCUUCCCUCCACACCUGAUGAGGGUAAUAAAGAUCUUUUCAUAAAAUUCAUUUACAAAAUGGAAUGUUAGCAAAAGAAAAAAAAAGUUAGGUUACAGAAAUUGUUUUAAAUAUUCUCAGAAUCUUGUCAAGGUAGAUGAAGCAGAGUUAAUCAGAAAUAUUAGCUUGAUUUUAUUUUAUUUUUAAAAUUGUUUUCUGUUGCAUUCACAUCAUUCGUAUGAUACAUUUUCCCAUAACAUAACAAACAAUAUAUUAACAAUUUUUUUGGGGGUAUGAAUCAUAGAGAGAAAAAAAUUUGGAUAACACAAUAUAAUUCUAAACAAAUACAUGUAUGAUCAACUACCAAAUUAUAACAGGAGAUUGUCAUCAUUUAACCCUAAAAAGGACUGGGGGGCAUGAUGGGGCCCCCCCAUGCUUCGCGCAAUAAUUCUGAAACGCAAAAAGAUAGCGCUGCAAAAUUUUAUGACUUUUUUCUUUGAAGUAUUGCGCAACUUUAUAGACCAAAUUCGCGACAUACGGGUAUAGCAUCGCGACGACACAUGACUUUUUACGACACAAUGUCAUGCCGAAAAUGGCAAAUUUUUUACUUUGUGCACAAAGUCUAUGGGAGAUGAAAUUCAUAAAAGGGUGAUUAUUUUUCGUUCUAAUUGGUCUGCUUAAUUUAGUUGCUAAAUGGUCUGUUUUAAUUUCGAUUGAAAAAAACAGUGAAAAACAAAAGAUGAAAAAACAAAGAAAUGCAUAAGAAAUUCUAAAAACAAAGAAAUACAUAACAUGAGGAAAAAAUUGGCUUUUGCAAUUUUUUUUUGUGGAAACCUUUAAAUUACAUGUAGAUUACAGAUUAGAUUAGUUGAGAUCUGUAAAAAAAAAAGAAGAAAAUUUGAAGUGAAAUUGGGUGUUAAAUAUGCAAAUAAUGUUUUUCAUUGAUAAAUUUCCAUAUUUUAAUCAUAAUAAAUAGAAAAUAAUUAUUUUCAGAAUAUUUUUACAUUAUCUUGUAGUUUAUGUGGUAAGGAAUGUGCGUGCCAAAUUUUGCGCGAUCGCGCAAACGGCGGCCGAGAUCAGCCAUCAUAUGCCCCCCCCCCCCCUCAGUCCUCAGUACAUCUCAAAUAGCCCAGUCCUUUUAGGGUUAAUGAUCAAUCUGGAAAACCAACUGAUUUUUGUUUUUAAGAAAUGAGUUUAGCAAUAAGUCAGAGGGUACAAUGAAAAUUGCAUGUCCAUUGGGGUCAUGGAUUUCAUAAAGCUGUUCAUCAUGCCCCCCUCUCAGUCCUCAAUACAUCUCAAAUAGCCCAGUCCUUUUAGGGUUAAUGAUCAAUCCGGAACACCAACUGAUUUUUGUUUUUUGAAGAAAUGAGUUUAGCAAUAAGUCAUAGAGGGUACAAUGAAAAUUGCAAGUACAUUGGGGUCAUGGAUUUCAUAAAGCUGUUCAUUACAAAAAUGGUGACUCUAUAUUGUACUACAUGACAUACAUAUCCCUUUUUAGCUGACUAUGACUUAAGAGUCUUAAUUAAAUGCUGACGCAUACAUCAUAUGUAUCGCCGAAUCUUAUUCAUCAAUACGCAGUAGUGCACAUCCUCUUGGCAUGAUCUGAUCAAUGCCGUCAUGCAUUUUAUAUCGCACAUACAUGUAAUAAGUGCAACUCUAAUUCAUACUUAAAUCUUUGUGAAACGACCCCCCCUAGAUAUAUCACUUAUUCAGACUUCUUUCCAGAACCAGAUGAGACUGCCGAUGUGAUUGUGAAACUCAACUCAUAAUGAAGAGUAUAUCAUUUUCAAGUAUCAGAAUUAUAAAGUUUUUUUUUAUAUUUAUCUAAUAACAUUUUUACUUUCGAGAAUUACCUUUUGAUAUAUUCUUGUACUUAUGACAUAACUGAAAUAAUUUUUAUUCCUAGAGUUGUUAUUCUAUAUUGAAAGUGUAACCAUAUCCCUUCUGUAACGCAGGACUGCAGACAUGCCAACCGUUCCCUUUUUAGAGUAUUUGUUCCUCUUUUUUGCUAUGAAUACCCGAAUACAUUUUUUGUAUGAUCGGUUACUUUUUUAAAAUUUUCAAUCAUGGAGUAUGUAUUAUACACAGCGGGCAACACUAGUGCCGGUCCGACGGUCCCAGACCGGUGAAAAUCGCUGUCAGGCCAGUAACUUGUUGCCUGAAAAAAGAACAAGUAUUCUUGCCUACGAGCACAUGUUUAUUUGGUGAAUUAUCAGGUUUUCAAGUAGAGUCAUUUCACGUUUUUUCACCAAUCUCACUACAACAGGCUGGCGAUUGUUAAGUUAAGACAACUUUUUAAAGAUACUCUUUUUUGUCAAAUUUUUUUUUUUUCCUUCUAAGAAUACCUUUUUUUGUUGUAUAAGGUUGGCAGGUCUGGGACUGGACAUAAACCAGUUGUGCUUCAUGUGCAUUUUCAGCAAUAUUUAGUCGUAUUCUACGUGACAUAGGUAAAGUUUACUUUACCUAAUUUUUCACACAUUUCAAGUACAUGACAGCAUACAUUUAAAGGACAAGUCCACCCCAACAAAAGUCGAUUUGAAUAAAAAGAGAAAAAUCCAACUAGCAUAACACUGAAAAUUUCAUCAAAAUCGGAUGAAAAAUAAGGAAGUUAUGACAUUUUAAAGUUUUGCUUGAUUUCAGAAAAUAGUUAUAUACACAUCCUGGCCGGUAUGCAAAUGAGGGAACUGAUGACAUCACUCACUCACUAUUUCUUUUGUAUUCUAUUAUAUGAAAUUUGAAAUAUUCUAAUUUUCUCCUCAUUGUCCUGUGAAACAAAGUUUUAUUUCUCCCUGAACAUGUGGAAUUACCCUCGUUCAACAUUGUAUGGUUCAGUCAAGUUGGUCCUUCUUGUCAAAUUUAUAAAAAUUGAAAUAUUGUAUAAUCUAAACAAUAAAAAACAAAAGAAAUAGUGAGUGAGGGACAUCGUCGAUUCUCUCAUUUGCAAGUGACUAAAUUGUGCAUAUAACUAGUUUGUGAAAAAUAAGCGAAACUUUAAAAAUGUCAUAACUUUCUAGUUACAUCAGAUUUUGAUGAAAUUUUCAGCAUUAUGCUUGUCUGAUUUUUCUGGGGCGGACUUGACCUUUAACUAAACCAGAGCCAUAUUUUUUUGCGAUAUCAAGUAAACGUUUUCCAGGUCUAAAACAGAAAAUUACUAAGAAGCAUCAGGAGGGGGAAAAAUCACCCUUUUUCUGUCCAAGUACAUGCUCAAAAACACCUUUUUUUUCCCAAUUUUGAGUAGAAGCUCAGGUAUGCCCUUUUCAUGCCAUAUUAUGUGGAGCAGUCAUAGUGACACUUAUGAAUAUAAAAUGACAAUUUAUCCCCAGGCUUUAUCAAUUAAAGGAGAAGUUCACCCCUCCAAAAAUUGAUUUUGAUUAAAAUAAAGAAAAAAAAACAGCAAUCAUUAUGCUGAAUAUUCUUUCAAAAUUGGAGGUACCUAUAAAAUACGAAAGUCCAGACAUUUUUAAGUUUUGCGUAUUCUCAAGAAGCCCAGUGCAAGUGAGAAAGAACCAAUGAUGUAACACAGCCAUUUAUUUGUAUAUUAAUACAUGAAAUAUAUGGAAACUAAAUUUGAUUCCUCCGUGAUAUAAAUGUGGAAUUGCCAUUUCUCUAAACAUACUUUUAAUGAUACUGUGAUCCAAUCAAGAAGGGUCUAGCUUAAACUGCCUUAUUGUCAGUUCUGCGAAAAUAAGAUAUUCAAUGUUGUACUGUUUAAUCAAACAACUUUCUCAUUCAAUCCAAUAUGAUACAGUUCUCAUCAUUUUCCUUAAUCAUUUCUUUUUAUGAAAGGCAACUUUUUGAAGGGUACAUUCUGUAUACGUACGAAGUUUAUAAUGUAUGUACGAUUGCAUAGUAUUGUAUAUUCUAAACGUUAAGUUUGUUUUUAUUGAAAAACACAAAUUUUAAAAAUUGUACUGGUAUAUUGACUUUAUAUUCAUACGAGAGAGGUCAUCGUGUUUGGUGCAUGUAUGUUUAGUAGAAAAGAGAUAUAUAUUCUUAUGAUUGAUGUAUAAAUUGGAAAUUAGAUGAAUAAAAUAAUUUCUGCAUUUUGUA